AUGGUAACUUAUCAUAUUUAUUUACAAUAGCAACCAAUAAAUGAUAUUAAUGUCGAUGAAGUAUUAAAAGGAUUAUCAACUGUAGAAGGAUCAAAUGGUUUUGUGAUAUUUAAUUCAGAUUGUAAUAAGACAAGAGUUAUUUUUUUUAAGGUAUUCCACUAAAAAGAUCAGAAAAAAAUAUAACUUAUGAAAAAGCUGUUCAUAUGUCUGCUUUAGUUGCUGAUUUAUGGAAUGUUACUAAGAAAUGUAUUCAAAGAGAAUUAAGAAGUGCUGAUGUAUUAAUUUAUUAAUAUCAUUUAGAAUGAUCUUGAAAUUAUUAGGAUAAGGACAAAAGCUUAAUCUGAAUAUAUUAUUUCUUAAUGUAAUUUAACACUUAUUAAAUGAUUAGAAGGUGAUUAUACAAUGAUAGGUAUAUAACUAUGUGGAAAAGCAAUUGAAGAAGCUAAAUUAGCUGCAGCUGCUGAGGCUUAGGCUGCUGCUGAAGCAGAUAAGGCAAAAAAAGGUGAUAAGGAAUAAAGUUGAUUU
Molecule: messenger RNA, 525 nt
Organism: Paramecium pentaurelia
Lineage: Eukaryota; Ciliophora; Oligohymenophorea; Peniculida; Parameciidae
Source: the annotation of a GenBank genome assembly